Molecule: messenger RNA, 1390 nt
Organism: Lactuca sativa (garden lettuce)
Lineage: Eukaryota; Viridiplantae; Streptophyta; Magnoliopsida; Asterales; Asteraceae
Product: F-box family protein
Molecular function (GO): protein binding
Source: RefSeq, a predicted model, not a curated record
AAAAAUGUUAAGGGAGGCAUAAUCCCGUGCCUGGUAUACAUUUCUGUAUAUGCAGCGUAGCAGAUGUACAAGUAAAGUAUAAAAAAAAUCCACCCGACCAUCACCGCCACCACCACCACCACCGGCGCCUCCGCAACCAACCCACUCUCUCAAUCAUCACUUACGAUCUGCUCCGCUGCUCUCCGCCGCCGUCGAAAUGGAGAACAUCUUUUCACAGCUCCCACAAGAUAUAAUUCACCAGAUCUUCUCCCGAAUCUCUCUUCAGCAAGUCAUCGUCUGCCGCUCCGUUUCCAAGAUCCUUAACACCACACUUUCAUCCCCUUCCUUCACGCAUCUCCUUGCCACCACUUCCCCUUUCCCUCUACUCGCCCUCCGCCCUCCCCAUCGCUACCACCACCUCUCUCCGUCCCCCGUCCUCCACCUCUUCGAUCCAACCGAAAGUAAAUGGCUUCAUUUCUCGCUCUCCUUCCUCCCUUUCCCCUCUGCACAUCCAAUCGCAUCGGCCUCCUCUCUGGGCCUCUUAUACCUCUGGGCCGAUUCCCCUUCCCCCGAUUCCAAUAAAUCGCUUGUCGUUUGCAACCCGUUAACUCGACAAUACAAAACCCUCCCGCAACUCGGUUCGGCGUGGUCGCGACACGGUUCCGUUCUGGUCGACUCAGUCAACAAUCGAGUCAUCGUUCUUAACGAACUCGCUGCUCUCUACUAUUCAAACUCAACCGAUUCAUGGCUCAAAUUCUCUUCCAACUUACCAUCAAAACCCAGAAGUCCGAUCCUCGUUAACGACUCGAUUAUCGCUUUAUGCGACGUCGGAUCUCCAUGGCGAAGUCAGUGGAAGCUUUUUACCUCUACGAUUCAAAAUCUUCAAACAUCUCAACCAUGGAAUACCCUUGAAAAAUACGAAUGGGGGGAUGUGUUUGACAUCCUGAAACGACCCCGCUUGUUGAAAGGAUUUGGGAAUAUGAUCUUGAUGAUUGGCGGAUUGAAGUCGUCCUUUUCACUCAAUGCUUCAUGUUCCACUAUUCUGAUUUUGAAAUUGGAUUUGUGUACAUUGGAAUGGGGUGAAGCUGGGAGAAUGCCUCUUGAAAUGUUCAGAUGUUUUCAAGAAUCAAGCAAGUUUAAGGUGUUCGGAGGUGGGAAUAAGGUUUGUUUUUCUGCAAAAAGGGUUGGGCGAUUGGCUUUGUGGGAAUCAAACGAGAAAGGGAAGGAGGAAUGGAGGUGGAUUGAUGGUGUUCCAGGCAAUGGUGAUGGGUUGUAUCGUGGCUUCUUGUUUGAUGCUAGGCUUGAUGCUUCACCUUAAAUCUUAAUGGAGGUCUGCAAUUUCCCUUUUUGCAUUACUUCAAACUUUUUCGACAUUAUUGACAUUGCAGUUCAAUAAUAUUAUGAUUAUCUA